UACCAGAAGAAAUCCUGAUCUUACAACGAACAAGAUUUUAGAAGCAAUUGUUGCAAUCUAGAGCUUCUAGCAAUCUAGAGAGGUAGGUAGGUAGGUAAAGAAGAAUCUUAGCUUAAACGUACUAACUAAAACCAUACUAAGAAAAGUUGACCAAAAUGUUACGAAACAUGGUGAAUGUUGAACAGUACAUAUUCAGGGAAUAUACAGAUAUGUAUGUAUAUCAGCCGUUCGAUGAUUCAAGAGUCGAAGUCAGGGGGCAAUUAUAAGUAACUGUCUGAUUAAAGGAGAAAGGUUGCAUAGGUAUUGGGCGGUUUUAGGAAAGUUGAAAAGAGACAAAACGAUAAGAAAUAAGACAAGGUCGUGCUUUCCAUUGAAAGCAAAUAACGCCAAGGUUAGAUCGUUAUCGAGCAGAGGAACGAUUUAAUAUCGGAGAAUUCGCUCGCUCGAGGGAAAAUGAGAGACAACGGAGACGGGACCGGAGGUAACGGCAAUGGGAUUUAUCGAAGGCCGGAGAUUUCGAUCAAGGUGACCGAUUGCCCGGAGCCAACGAGCCUCGUUCAGCCUCACGCUUCACGUUUCAUGCCUCCGGCAUAUUCAGUGCUCGUCAUUCGGUCGUGUUCGAUCGAUUUUUACUCGAUGAUGAUCCUGUCUCUCGAACAGAGAAACGAGGAACGAGACAAAAGAUUACUCGGUGCAUUACCGGUGUCGGACCCCGGUUAACCCUUUACACUUUAUACCGCGAAAUAAGCAAGUGUGUUAAAGAGGGGGGUUUCUUUUUUCGUAAUUUGUGGUAGCGGCACGAUAUCAUUCGAACAAAUACAAUAUACCGUUAUGCCUACCGUAUUAUGGUGUAUAAUCGCAUCCAUGAUUAUGAAAGAGACGUUGAUGGAAAAAGUGUUUUCAUUGUUCGACCGCAAUCAGGAUAAAAUAUUGACGCAGGAUGAGUGGAUCGAAUUCUUGAAGGGAAGAUUGAAAAAUGACAAACCAAACGAUCUUAUUAUCCAGCUCGAGAACGUCGCAUACAGCAUAUGUGGCGAUAAUCCAGUAACUUUUCCGAAAUUUCAGCAGAUAUUUUCUACUAAAGAGAUCGUAGAUAAAUUAUUUCGACGGAUUGACGAAGAAAACUUGGGAUAUGUAACAUCGUUUCAAAUCAUGGAAUUCCUCUCGACCAUUAGCAAUACAAGACCACUCGCCGGCUUCGACAAGCGCAGUUUGGAAUGGCUGGAGAAACUUUUUAAACAGACGGUGGGCAAUGAAAAGGAAAUUAGGCGCGAAGAAUUUAACAAAAUCGUCACUUCGAAGAACCCGUUUUUCACCGACCGGGUGUUCCAAAUUUUCGACAAGGAUAAUUCUGGAACGAUAUCGCUUCAAGAGUUCCUCGAUGCGAUGCAUCAGUUCGCUGGAAAGAGUCCCGACGAUAAGAUAAAAUUUCUCUUCAAAGUUUACGACAUAGAUGGUGACGGAUUAAUACAACUUCGUGAAUUGGAACACGUGAUGAGAGCCUGUAUGGAAGAAAAUGGUAUACAAUUUAACGAAGAACAAAUUGAGGAAUUAACUGUGGCCCUGUUUGAUGAUGCUGAUCGAGCUAACCGAGGUGCCAUCACCUUUGAAGCCUUAAAAAAACAAUUGGAGAAGCACGAAGGCUUAUUAGAAAAUUUAUCGAUUAGUAUCGACCGAUGGCUGGUACCGCCAAAGCCCGAAACGAAGCGAAAAUCACGAUUACAAUUUCUCACCACUUCAUUGCGCCCUUAUCAGUUAACGAAGCCAUAUAUGAAAAACAAUUACGUUUACAUCGUUUUCAUCUCGAUCUUCGUCUUAAUCAAUGUGGCCUUAUUCCUAACAAGACUCUACGAAUAUAGAACGUCUAAUGGCUACGUUAUGGUUGCGCGUGCCUGUGGUCAGUGUUUAAACUUCAACUGCAGUUUCAUCCUGGUUCUUAUGUUGCGUCAGUGUAUUACCUUCCUACGAACUCAUGGCUUUAAUUCUGUACUACCAUUAGAUCAACAUAUCUAUCUUCACAAAGUGACUGGAGCUCUAAUUGGUAUCUUCGGCGUACUACACACGGUGAUGCACCUUCUUAAUUUUGGCACUAUCGUGGUGUAUGACGAGGCUUUUAACUACAAUAACUAUACAAUGUAUGAGUGGCUAUUAACAAGUCGGCCAGCUCUAUUUGGGCUCAUAGGAGGUUAUGCAAACCCUACUGGAGUCGUCCUUAUCGUUCUUCUUGUCGUAAUAACGAUGUGCUCCAUGCCGUUUGUUCGACGCGGUGGAUGUUUCGAGAUAUUUUAUUGGUCACACUUAUUAUACAUACCAUUCUGGAUUUUGACGAUACUACAUGGACCGAAUUUCUGGAAAUGGUUCAUAGGACCAGGUACCAUAUACAUGCUGGAAAGGAUACGUCGAAUUGCCUGGUCUCGUUCACAAUUGGGAAAAACGUACAUAAGCUCAGGCCUUCUGCUACCAUCGAGAGUGACGCAUUUAGUCAUCAAGAGACCUCCACAUUUCGUCUUCCAUCCCGGCGAUUAUGUUUUCGUCAACGUUCCAGUUAUAGCUCGUUACGAAUGGCAUCCUUUCACUAUUAGCAGCGCUCCAGAACAAGAAGAUUACAUAUGGCUUCACAUACGAGCAGUAGGUGAAUGGACGAAUAGUCUUUACUCGUACUUUGAGAAAGAGCAGAUAAAACUUCAAAGAAACAAUACAUUUCCUGUUGAGAGUCGCAGCAGCACCAGCGAUGCUCCUAAGCAAAUAUAUCUUAACGAAAAACAACAACCAAAUGCCAAUGACAAGAUACUCUGUACCAAUACGAGAAACGGAAAUCAUCGUUGUUUCGACAAUUCUGUGUUUGUUCCUGACAGUGAAAAAAUAAUACACUCGCCACAAUCUGCAAGCGGCACAGCAGAUAACAACACGUUGUCGAACAAGCGGCAACUUCGUCAUUCGCUGUUUAGUAGCAGGAUCCCUUUGGAAAAGUCUAUUUCGGUACCUAACAUGCUGCCAGGAAGGAAGAAAAGUGAAAGAUUAGCUGUACUUCGCGAUUACACAAGAUCAGAAUCGGAAAGAAACUUCAACGACCGUGAAAUACGCCAUAAGCGUUUAAAAUCUCUAGACCAGGCCUAUUCCAGCCCGCAGAAUAAAGGAUUAGCACAAAGUUUCCGGUACAUGCGAAAUAAACCCACAAUAAUUGCUUUCAAGACUCCAAGUUUGGAAAACUACGAAUUAGAAUCAACAACAUCCGCGAACGGAUACGUAAUGCCGCGAACAACCGUGGACGAAUACGGGAGAAAAUCAUGGAAUAAUUCAAUAAUAAAUACGAUGCAAGCAGCAGCAGAGGAAGGUAGACUACAAAUGAAAUUCGAAGAAACUUCGAAAAGAGAUUACGAUGAUAUCAAAUCUGACGAUCCUUCGGAUGUAACACUAAACUAUACCGUCGGGAAACCAUUGGAGAUUUUUCUGGAUGGACCAUACGGAGCUCCUUCGAGUCACAUAUUUCAGGCCCAACAUGCGGUUUUAAUCGCAACGGGAAUCGGAGUAACACCUUUCGCUUCGAUAUUACAGUCCAUCAUGCAUCGUUACUGGAAAGCCAGGCACACUUGUCCAAAAUGUAAAUUCUCCUGGGCCAGUGAAAUACCUGCCACCGUGAUGCAUCUUCGUAAGGUAGACUUUUUCUGGAUCAAUAGAGAUCAACGAUCCUUUGAAUGGUUCGUGAAUUUAUUAUCGCAACUAGAAAUGGAACAAGCAGAGUUAGGCAUCGCUAUGGAGCGGUUUCUUGAAAUGCACAUGUACAUUACCAGUGCUUUGCAGAAGAACGAUAUGAAAGCCGUUACCUUGCAGCUAGCUAUGGACUUGCUUCACCAAAUGGAAAAACGGGAUCUUAUAACAGGUUUAAAAACACGGACGAAUGCUGGCCGACCGAACUGGGAUAAAGUAUUCAAGCAGCUUCAGGAUCAGAAGAAAGGCAAAGUGACAGUCUUUUACUGUGGUCCGCCGCAACUGGCAAGAAUUUUACGUUACAAGUGCGACCAAUUCGGUUUUAUCUUUAGAAAAGAGUCAUUUUAAGCUUUUUACGAAGAGAAACCAUACCAUAAUGUUUAUUUAUUUAUUACAUCGUACUGUUGCCAGAUAUGUUUAUAAAAUCUCCAUUCAUCAUCUAUUAUGUUUUAAAAGUAAUGGCAUACACCUUAACUAAAUGUUCCAUUAUAUAGUGAAUGUUAUCUAAUUUUGUUUCGUCUAGAAUCAGUAUAAUCUUUUCAGUAAUGUCAUCCAAAUGCAAAAUUUUUACUUCAUGUUGUUCAUAAUUCUGGCUGUUUCGUGCAUCAACCAAAUUGUUAUUAAUACAAGGAGAAAAUUUAUUUGUCGUUCUGUCAUAAUCGGAAAAUUUGUCAAAAUGCGACUACAGGGCCAACUAACGAUCCUCAAAUUACUUUUUUUCCAAUUUGCAAUCAGAAUUGCGAAUCAUAUUUGGCUAAUUUCAAAUGUGUAACAACUUCGUGUGUCAUACGAUGUCCGUAUGUAUACUCUGUCCGACGAGACGAGGCAGUAAACGUAAUCGAAUUUUCUUUACUAUAUGGUCUAGUUAAUAUAUAUAUCAGUCUGCUUAUUCUGCACAACAUUUUAUUUGUUAUUAGAAGUAAGAAACAAUAAAGGAAAUUAAACUCGAAAAUUAAAUUAAUUUAUUAAAUAUAAAUAUGUGAAAAUAACUAAAAAUUAAUGACGAAAACGGUUAAUUCGAAAUCACGUUAAAACCGUCCAAGUUAAUUAAAAGAAAUGAAACAAGCGCUCUACAAGAGUAUAUGGAACAGUAGAUGGUGAUUUGUGACAAUUAAUUGUAGGAUUUAACAUGUGCAUCGGCGGCGAUUUGACAACCUAGGAAUGUAAGACAAUUACGGCUGUGCUAUUGAAUACAGAUAGUAAAUUACAGUAAAAACCUAUUCAUGAAGCACAAUUGUAAACAUAGAUUGCAAACAAAGAUAAUACGUGAG
Bombus impatiens (common eastern bumble bee) is the source of this 4979-nucleotide messenger RNA. It is a transcript of the gene Nox, whose product is annotated as NADPH oxidase 5. The transcript is spliced from 20 exons. Gene Ontology annotation, cellular component: plasma membrane; NADPH oxidase complex. Bases 832 to 4056 code for a protein of 1074 amino acids. Gene Ontology annotation, biological process: superoxide anion generation; defense response. Gene Ontology annotation, molecular function: calcium ion binding; superoxide-generating NAD(P)H oxidase activity. The record is from RefSeq and is a predicted model, not a curated record. Lineage: Eukaryota; Metazoa; Arthropoda; Insecta; Hymenoptera; Apidae.